GCAGAGUCCUCUUCGACCGGUAGUACUAAUGAUGUUAGCGCAUGAUUGGACUAUGCCUGUCUCUUAUACACAUCUAGAUGUGUAUAAGAGACUAGUACUAAUGAUGUUAGCGCAUGAUUGGACUAUGCUCCCAUCGUGUGAUAACUCGUUAGGCUCCCGUACCGGUCCGUCUACGGCUACCAGGUACACUGCGGUGAUGCAUACUGCCCCGAUCUUCAUCACAACGUCCUUUUCCGCUGAGAUCUCUGUGCGGCCUACUCCGUCGUUACCUAGGCUAUCAAUCGUGUUGUCGGCAACGCUGGAGGUUUCGUGCUCCUUGUGCCCCUUGGGAUUGACGCUCCUGUGCUCGCUGAGGGUAGCAGUAUCGUUGGGGUCACGAGAGGUCGGACGGAAGCACCAUGGAAUCCCUGCGCAGGAGAUGUUGGAUGAGCACGUCGCAGAGAUUGAUCCUGCGGGGCAUCAUCCUGAGGACUCUGUUGCCCCUCAAGUGCUGUGGAUUCCGGACCUGGUUACUGGUGACAAAGCGUGGCUUGCACGAUUCCGCCCUCCCUCCCGACCUACCCAAGCCUUGAUUGCAUGUGCACAGAAGCAAGUGAUUGCUGAGGUCAAGGAGAGAUCAGUUACCCCCGAGAUUCAUACCCUUCCCCUAGUCGAGUUCCUGUCUUUUAAUGAUUGGGCCGAGUUGAUCUACCUCUAUCGACACAGGAGGAAUGAGUUUGUCGACACCUUGAAUAGAAUGGCUAGGGCAACGAUAGUUGUAGACGAAGCUAUGAAAGUUGAGGAUAGGACGAUAAACACGAGCACCAUUGAUGCUGAGGUGAAGUUUGUCGGGAUCUGGGGAGCUGACUCGCAAUUCCACAAGGAAAGGGUAGUGCGCGGAGUUGUGAUUGCUGAUGAAGUGGCAUUGGAGGAUGAUGAGGAUGAGAUGACCGAAGAGGAGAAGGAGUACAUGAGGAAGAAGGAGGUUGAGGUGGCAAGGACUAAGGCUUGCCUUAUGACGAACACGAAGAAAUCCUUCACAGAUGCUCGGAGGAACGCGUUCCUCCCCUUUGCUUCUCCUAGAUGGGUAGAGACAAUGUCUACUGCGUUCUCUGGCAAAAUCUGGUCUCUCGAGACCUUUAAUUAUCUUGCCCCGAUUGACCAAAGGGGGUACAAAUUGUUAGCUUCCCUCACUCAAGACGAGAUGAAGUCAGCGUUCGAGAGAGCGUUGGACAUGAACACUCCACCUCCGGAAGUCAAAUUCCCGUUCAGUGGGGAUGGGACGUUCCUCCCCCCUAUAUCCUCGAUGGAUGGCAACAAGUGUUCUCUGCCUCGCCCGAAUGUCUUGAUCAAGGGCAAUAAGCCCCCUCAGAAUCCAUCUGCGUUUGCAGAGCUUAAAAGAGUGUGGAAUCUAGGUAGGCCGUACUUAAAGUGCAGAUGUUGUUCUGAGGGGAAGGCCGAUUGUGGAACGGGCCCCGCAUGGUUUGAUCACCUGAUCUGGUUCCUUUUGUACAACCUGGAUGUCCUCUACCCAGAUGCACCAACCCCGAGGGCGAAAGUGUCCUCCCUGAUCAAGUGUCUUUCCACUUGCUGGAAACCAUUGAUGUUGACGUCUCUGUCGUUUGGAUGUGUGAGAGAAGUGAUGAUGCUUCUUGCCAAAAAGAUUGUGGCAAAUCCGUCCCUGACGAUCGACUCUGUGUUGGUUGGCGUGAAUGGCGCCGAUCGAAAGGCAUUCAAGGAGUGUGCGAAGCUGCUCCUUAUGAGUAUGCAAGGGAUCCUGAUCAAUGGGCCCUCUGGGAGAAAAUGGUGGGUGAAGCUGGAUAGUAAGGACGGCCCUGCUCGCAAAUUUGUGCAUAUCCAUUAUGUUGGCAGGCAAUUGGAGGGGUUCGACCCCAAGAAAAUCUUUGAAUCUGUUGUUUCACGUUUUGUCAAUGUCCACAUAUUGACUGUGUUCCUGUCCAUAGUUUAUGGAUGGACGUAUGAUGAGCCCAUCAAUAAAAAGUGAAGUUCGAUUUUUAUUGGACCAUCUUUAUGUCGCAGGUACGGAUAAAGCUGCUAACACUCU
This is a messenger RNA of Chara braunii, 2044 nucleotides long. The record is from the annotation of a GenBank genome assembly. Lineage: Eukaryota; Viridiplantae; Streptophyta; Charophyceae; Charales; Characeae.